This is a messenger RNA of Hylaeus volcanicus, 1080 nucleotides long. RefSeq names its product odorant receptor 94a-like. Gene Ontology annotation, biological process: detection of chemical stimulus involved in sensory perception of smell; sensory perception of smell. The record is from RefSeq and is a predicted model, not a curated record. Gene Ontology annotation, molecular function: odorant binding; olfactory receptor activity. The transcript has 5 exons. Gene Ontology annotation, cellular component: plasma membrane. Bases 1 to 993 code for a protein of 330 amino acids. NCBI's taxonomy places the organism in Eukaryota, Metazoa, Arthropoda, Insecta, Hymenoptera, Colletidae.
AUGCUACAUAGUUUCCUGUUAUCUACCAUUUUGGACUUGGUUUUCAAUGUUGAUAACCAGAACGACUUCAGCGACAACGUCUACUUAACACUGGAGGUUUUCGCUGCCUGUUGGAAAAUGAGCAGCUUGAAAAUGUACCACGAAAAUUACGCAUUCCUGAUGGACACUCUUGAACGGGAACCCCUGGCGCCAGCGAACGCUGACGAAAUCGAGAUUCGAACGAGAUUCGACAAGAUCGCGCAAAGAAACACGAAAACCUACAUGCUUUCUUUGGUAGCAUGUGUUGGGAGUAUGCUUGCAACGUCGAUCUUCACGGACGUCAAAACAAGAAAAUUGUCGUAUCGAACAUGGAUACCCUACGAUUACUCUUCGUCUCUUUGGUUUACUAUUACUUACGUUUAUUUAGUGAUAUGUAUGGCGACCGUCGCGGUGAUGAACGUAUCCAGCGAUAGUCUAUUCAGCGGCCUAUUGCUCCACACGUACAGCCUUUUCGAGAUACUUGGACACCGUCUGAAAACCAUCAUAAAUUAUAGAAAUGAUUCGGUGAAACAGUGUGUUCGCCUUCACAUCCACAUAUACAGAUUCGCGAUGAUGGUGAACGAACAAUUCAAAUCAAUCAUCUUGAUUCAGUUUCUGGUGAGCACGUUGAUAUUUUGCAUCGAACUUUAUCGUAUGACGCAAAGAAGUGUCGACUCGAAAUAUAUCGAAAUGGUGGUCUAUGGUACCUGUUCGCUCAUGCAGAUACUGUACUACUGUUGGUAUGGCAACGAAGUCCAAGAGAAGAGCCUCACUAUUCCUGAAAUGAUUAUCGACAGUAACUGGGAGUCGUUGGACACCGACUCGAAAAAAACUCUUCUAAUGAUCAUGAAACGUGCAACGAUGCCCAUCGAAUUUAGUAGCUUUCACAUUGCAUCGAUGAACCUUGCGUCCUUCAUGGCUUUGUUCAAGACUUCCUACUCUGCUUACAACGUGCUACAACGAAGCGAAGAAUAGACGAGACGUUUUCCAUCCUUAAAAACGAAGAAGUCGUGGAUGAAAUGAUAGGAGAAGCAAUAUAGACAAUUGAAACCUGUAUUAGUG